Messenger RNA from Nicrophorus vespilloides, 1170 nucleotides. RefSeq lists its product as uncharacterized. The record is from RefSeq and is a predicted model, not a curated record. The transcript has 4 exons. The coding region runs from base 399 to 1031 and encodes 210 amino acids. Lineage: Eukaryota; Metazoa; Arthropoda; Insecta; Coleoptera; Silphidae. Gene Ontology annotation, cellular component: membrane.
AUGACGAUUAAAUCAAAGUAGGUGAUGUCAUAUUGACACAGUGGGAAUGCAUAAAAAUGAUGUCAUCGGAAAAUGCUGAGGUGGAAAGAGAUUUGAAGGUUUGAAACUAAAAAUUAAUGUUGUUUUUGUUAUGAUUAGUAUUGUUAGGUGGAAGAGUCGAAGCGUGAAAAUUCCGCCGAAUCUCUAUCAUCUACGAUUUUUCCAUGGAGAAAAAUUUCAGCACGAAGGAUCUUUGUAUCGCGAUACGAGACUGGAAGACAAAUCGAGCCCAGCGGUUUCUACUUAUGUCUUCUUGCUGUUCUUUUGCUGGUAUCAAGUUAAACUAAGAUUUUAGUGGAAAAAAACUUGAUUAAUUGCAGUGUAGUGGCACGUUUUUGGUCUCGGCUUGUCUAUGGACGAUGUUCUCAAAACUCUCGUACAUCUCCAUCCUGAAUCAGUCUCUCGUCACCGAUCCGAACAACUUCAACCUCUGCGGCGGAUUGUUGGCGAUUCCUUGCUUCUGGAUUGCCUUCACCACGCACGACAAUCGCAAGAAUUACCUACUCCUCCCUUUGCUGAUCGUGUUGUUAUCGAUUUCGAUGACGCUCCUCGCCGUCGGUAGUUCAAUCACCAUCAUCCAACGCACGAAGAUGUCCUUCUCGAACUGCACGGAUCCUCCGACUCUCCUCCCCAGCCAUUACAAAUCGCUCCUCAUCGAUACGCUGAAAGCUGGAAUGAACGAGUACGAGAGCAAUUACAACUACAAAAUCUCCUGGGAUCGAGUUCAAAUCAGGUUGCAGUGCUGCGGAGUCUCCGGUUACCGCGACUGGAAGUCACCACCGAAAAGCUGCUACCAUAAUCAAACAACCCAUAACGGUAUGUUCGAGCGAGGCUGUCUCGACGGUAUCGCCUUCGAAAUGUCGUGGCACAUGUGCUUUUUGAGCGGAUGCGCUUUGAUCGCUUUGGGAAUUCAGAUGACUACACUCGUGUUCGUGUUCUAUCUGUACCUGAAAGAGAAGCUGGGCCGCGCCACAGACGUCACCAGCUUUUGAUUUCCAUGGUAACCUUCAACAGCAGCAGAACGUAUCGUAGCAACGAAGCUGACGCACGAAAAGGAUUAAUUGGUUACCAAACAAAAUAAAUGAACAAAGAAACAAAAAAUAUCUUCACUCUAUGACAUUUCCUUCUUAA